AUGCUCCUCCGUGGUGUUUCACGGGUGUCCGCCGCGGCAGCCGCACACCUCCCUCCACAGACCGCAGUCGCCACUCUUUUUGCCACCUCUGGCAUGUUGGCCACUCCCAUUCGCGUGCAAUACCGCCUGUUUCACCGUUCGUUCCCGCUGCAGCUGGAGUUGAAUCCGGCGAGGCAGCUGUAUAGCAUGGAGCACGCGUUUGAGGAGCCGACAUUCCGUUUUAUCUGUGAGGGCAGGGAUAUCGACUACAGGGCAGAGGUUCGGGCGACCCUGCUUGAGGUGAUUGCAAAGAAGCCGUCCAAUUUUGUUGACAAGACUGAUGAGGUGUGGCUGCAGGAGACUUUGCCCCAACGCACAGCGCAACUCCUGCGGGCAGUGGCCAAAAAGCAGUUGCUCUCAUUUGCACAGGUAAAGUCCACUCCCCAGUUGUUUCCGGCCUUUUUUGAGGUGCUGGCCACAUGCAGCGCUCCGUUGGCGUUGCUUGCUGCCGAUCACUUCACAUUUGCGGCGAUGAUUGCGACGCACGGGACGGCCGAGGCGCAGAAAGCGAUUUUAGAUGAUGUGGACACCUGCCGUGUGAUCGGGACGAUUGCGCACCGGGAGCUCAUCGCGGACGGUGCCCCGCUGAACACAGAGGCGCGCUACGACAAGGACGAGAACUGCUUUGUGCUGCGAGGGGCGGGGAAGUUUGCCGUGGUGGGGGCGGGGUGCGCCGAUUGGGCGAUUGUGACGGCGACACUGACGCUGAACAAGCGGGACAACCACGGCCUCCACGCCUUCGUGGUGCAGCUGCGGGAACGCGGUGCGCUGAAGCGGGGCGUGAGCGUGCGGCCCAUGCAAGGGGAGCAUCCGGCGAUGAGCGCCAGCGGCGCGGGCGUCCUCCACUUUGCCGACGUUCGCCUCCCCCUUUCCGCCCUGCUACUCCCCUCACGGAUCGUGGGCGGGGAGGUCUCUGUGACGGAGGACGCGGAUACCCCGACCUCGCUGCAGGCGCUGACGCUGCAAAUGCGCCUGGCAACCGCCGCACUCUACGCCGGCAUGCUGAAGCGGUUAUUGGCGAACAUCGUUCCGUUCAUUGCCCGAAAGGAUGUGGUGGGACCCGACGGGCGACGAAAUUACCCUUUUUUUGGUGUACAGCACGUGCAAACCCCGCUUGUGGAGGUCGUCGCAAAGUCCUACGUGUACCUGGCAGACUGGCGUCGCAUGCUUGCGGUCUUCGCGGCACCAGCUGGGCGGCGCCCAGACUACGAGGACGAGAUGAAGCUGGCGGGGACGAUCCACUUCCUGCAGGAGACCCUGCUCGAUCUGCGCCGGUUCGUGGAUGCCUUCAUGGGCGUCCACGCCUCGCUGGAGAGCACGGGCAGCAGCGAGGCGGCGCUGAUGGUGCACCUGCGGCAGGAAGGCGUGGAUCAGUCCGCCUUGAUUCGCGAGGUGGCCUUCAAGUCCGUCACACGGAACAUAGGCACCAGCCACUGGGGUUGGUGGCUUACCAGCCUGCUGCAGCCCUUCGCCGCGGCCGACAGAUUUGUCAAGAAUCCGUUUUACUCUCCGCGAAUCGCCGACUUGGGCAGACACUUGAUUUUCUUUAGCCACAAACACUACCGGGCCAAGAAGCGACUGCGGCUGUCGCGGGAGAUUGAGCGUCGAAAAGGGGGUGCGGAGCACCAGUGGUACGACUGGGUGAUGUUUCGCCAUCAGCAGGUGCUGCACUGCGGCGAGGCGUACAUGGAAAUGUACUCCAUGGAGGUGAUGAUGGAAGAGACGCAGGCGUGCACCGACCCGCGGGCGCGAAAGAUUCUGCGCGACAUCGGGUGGAUCUACGCCCUGGCGCGCCAGCGGGACCGGCUGGACUACGUCCUGACGCAGCAGAUGCUGAGCCCCGGGAAGGCGAACGUGCUGGAGUCCCACCUGGACAACCUCGUCACCGUGCUGGCGCCCCAGUGCGUCAACCUCGUCGAAGCGUUUCAGGUUCCCGCGGCGUUUCGCGCGGCGUGCGCGGGGGACAACUUUGAGGCGUACUGGACAAUUCCAGGCACAAACACGGGGAUCCAGCGCGGGGAUCGCGUGACCCUCUUCCACGCCAAAGACUCCACCAGAGACACCAAGGCCGAGCAGGAGCAGAUGCAGGAAUCGGAGGAGGAAUGGGACCUCUUUCACGGAAUCGCGGCGGCGCCCUCCUUCGCUCAGAAGAAGUGA
Messenger RNA from Trypanosoma conorhini, 2196 nucleotides. Its product is annotated as putative acyl-CoA oxidase. Lineage: Eukaryota; Euglenozoa; Kinetoplastea; Trypanosomatida; Trypanosomatidae. Gene Ontology annotation, molecular function: fatty acid binding; acyl-CoA oxidase activity; FAD binding. The coding region runs from base 1 to 2196 and encodes 731 amino acids. The record is from RefSeq and is a predicted model, not a curated record. The transcript has a single exon. Gene Ontology annotation, cellular component: peroxisome. Gene Ontology annotation, biological process: fatty acid beta-oxidation using acyl-CoA oxidase; lipid homeostasis.